Messenger RNA from Octopus bimaculoides (California two-spot octopus), 10294 nucleotides. Its product is annotated as tudor domain-containing protein 1. Lineage: Eukaryota; Metazoa; Mollusca; Cephalopoda; Octopoda; Octopodidae. The record is from RefSeq and is a predicted model, not a curated record. Gene Ontology annotation, molecular function: RNA binding.
UCCAUCUACUCCUAUGAAUGUUCCUCUCUUCAGUUUCUGUUGAUGUCUUCCUCUCAUCUUCUCGCCCAACUUUCAUUUCUUUGCUAACAUUUCUCUUUUUCCUUGCACUUCCUGCUAUUUUCCAGGCAAAACGAAAUUUUGAAAUAUGUCUAACAGCGCCUCCUUUGAUGUAAAUGAGUGGAAUCCUUUAAAAGAAGCUUAUGAUAAUACAGAGUUCAAUAGUUAUGACUGCGGACCAGGCAAAUAUCUUACUAUGGGUGAAAGAAAACCUGAAUUUGUUGAUCUUUUUGUAAGGAAUCUGCCACGAAAGUUUACAGAGGAUGGCUUACGAGCACUAUUUUCUAAGGCUGGCUAUGUACAAAGGGUAAAAAUAUGUCCUGGUAAAAAUGGCAAGCCCCUUUAUGGUUUUGUAACAUAUGCUCAGCUCAAUGAGGCAGAAGUUGCAAUAUCAAAAUUUAACAAUUUGAAAAUAGCUGGUGAUGAGCCAUUAAAUGUUAAGCUUUCUUUCAAAGAUGAGAAGAGGGUCAGAGAUCAUCAACAGAAAUUGCAAGAAUCUGCAUUCUUCAAUAACAUUCACUCUAGGAUUGAAUCUUCCAAUGAAAGUGAUUCUGAGGACAACUACUCAGAUUCAGAAACAAGGCCUUGUUAUUCCAGGAGUGAAAAACCCAGUGAUAAAUAUGCACAGCAUUCAAUACCCUCAGCAUAUUCUCCUCAUGAAAAGCAGUGUUUUUCAAGAAAUAACUCUUCAAAAAACCCACAAAAGACUCACUUUCAGCAACGGGAAAAGAAUGUCAAAAACUAUGGAAAUUUAGAAGUUUCUAAUGAUACGUGGAAAUAUAGGGAUUCAGAUGAAGAAUCUACAAAACCCAAAUCUUCACCAAAGAAAAAAUUUUCCAAAUCUCCUGCCAAGUCUUUGAAUAAUUCUCAAGAUCGUUCUGGAAUAUUGCAGUUGAAGAACAAGUGUGUAAAUUGUGGGAGUCAAGCUACCAAAAGAUGUUCCAACUGCAAAGUACCAUAUUGUAGUGUUCGCUGUCAAACGAAGGACUGGAUGAAUGGUCAUGAAAAGGCAUGUUAUAGUUUUAGUAAGAUGACUCUGCAGGAACUUGCUGACCGAUUCGAUGUUGAUUUAGAUUUGAAUACAUCUGGGAACCAGUCCAAGUCUAAAGACAAUCAAUCCCGCCAGAACAACCAUCAAACAAGGCAUAAUUCUUCAUUGUCAAAUCAAAAUCUUUGUGAUUUUCCCCCCAAAUCUGAUGCUGUAAAGCAAAAACCUGGCAAAUCCUCAAGAAAGUCAUUUUCAAAAAGGGAAUCAGAUGUAGAAAAUGCCUUUUCUGAUCUUGAAAUUCCUGAUAAAUGGCUAGGGAGUGUCCUGUCUCGUACUAAGUCUGCUCAUGGUAAUAGCAAACAUGAACACACAGUGGCUGGGAAUGAUGAUUUUGAAGAAUCCUACAUUGGUUCCACGGUUUCUAAUGGAGAAAGCAAUGAAUUAGAAACUGUUGAAUUACCAUCUCGUGGCACUUGUCAGGUAUUGGUGACUUAUAUCAAUGAGUUGAACAUAUUUGUUCAGUUAAGUACAGAAAAGAACCAAAAUAUACAAAAGGAAAUUGUCUGUAAAUUAUAUGAGUCAUGUAAAGAUGAUGAUUCUCCAGUAUGGAACAAGAGGUCAUUGAGAAUUGGCCAGUUGUAUGCCUGUGUGUUUAGUGAAGAUGGUGUUUGGUAUCGAGCAAUGCUUGUGGAAAUCUUGAAGCCUAACAGAGUAAAAGUGAAAUACAUAGAUUUUGGUAAUUGUGAAAUAACUACAAUUGACAAGUUGAGAGUACUUCCUCCUGAACUAAAACAAGUGCCACAACAGGCAGUGUGUUGUGUGCUGAAUCUUCCUCGUGAAGCAACUUGUAAGAAUUCUACAAAACUUGCUGCUCUCAUUGGAAAGCAUAUACUCCAAGAUUCUCAAUAUCAGCUGAAAGUAGUCAAGGAUUCAACUCCUCCAGAAGUAUUUAUAUAUGAUGCUGAGGGAAAUAAAAUCAACAAAGACAUUGUCAGCAGUUUGGAUUUGAAUAGCACAGCAUUACCAAGCGGAACUACUAAAACGAGUAGUGUGAGUACUCCCCAGAUUGUGAAGUCGUCUCCUGUUAUGGCUUGUGAUGUUCCUCUUGUUUCUGGUAACCUUAAAUAUGGCAGUAAGCACAAGCUGCGAGUUAUUGAUGUGAAAUCUCCUGAGGAUUUUCUGGUCCAGUUUGCUGAUGAGCCAUCCAGAGCUUUUUGUCAGUUUACCAAAAUGUUGAGCAGCUAUGCUGAGUCAUGCCGUCCUGUUUCAGAAAUCCCCUUCAAAGGUCAGCUAGUUUUGAUAAAAUUAGAAACAGAGGAAUGGACCCGAGCUGAAGUGUUGGACAUCAAUAAUGAUUCUUUACUGGUUUCUCUGAUAGAUUUUGGCACAGAAAAGAUGAUACACUUGGAACAUUAUCGCUCUGCUAUGCCUUUCUGUUUGGAUUAUCCUUGUCUUUGUAUUCCAUCAAAACUUGAAAGUGUAAAUUUUUUUGGAAGAAAUGAUGACUCUUUUAAGAUGCAUCAUAAAUUCAAUCAAAUUUUAAAAUCCUUAACUAAAAGUGAAGAUUUUUCCAAAGAAUGUAUUUUAGGUCUAUACAUGGGAUGUGGAAAGAAAUGUCAGUGGAAUUUGUAUGAUUGUAAUGGAGAGACUUCUGUCAUGGAUUUGUUGACUUCCCCAUUGAAAGUCAUGGCCUCAGAAUUGAAAGGUUGUGAAGUCAGUAUUGGUGAGGUCUUGGAUGGUUUGGCUGUCGAAAUUCUUAAUGAUUCAUUUUAUAUAAUUGUUGUCAGCGAGAAACAGAUCAGUUUCCUUGCAGAAUUCAAUACUUACUUGGAAAAGAAAGAUGACCAUAACGGUUAUACUCCUUGUCUCAAUGAAAUGGUUGCGGCCAAGUUUUCACAGGACAACCAGUGGUAUCGUGGUCAGAUAAUCAGCAACACUGCUGAUGGCAGAUAUAAAGUUUUUUUUGUUGAUUAUGGCAACUCUGAGUAUGUUGAUAAAUUACAACUGCAGCCAUUUCCUGUGCAUUUCACUCCUUAUCCUAAACAAGCCUUACACUGCUAUCUUCCUGGUGUGUGUGGUAUUAAAGACAAUGAGAAAUUUAGUCAGCUCAUCUGCAACAAUGUGUGCAAAUAUAAGAUAGAAGGCUGCUCCAAAAAUGUCUAUGAAGUCGUCGUUUAUACCAGUGAUGGCAGCUGUGUUAAUGAUUGCUUUGAAGAAAGCUUGGAGAAGAAUGCUCCUAAUGACUAUUUUCCCAGAAGUCAGUCUUUAAAUAGCACUGCUACAUCAAAGUCAAACUCUGUAAAAUCUGCUAGCUCUCUUUCAAUAUCUCCGUUCAGAUCUCGUUCUCAGUCUCCUCAAAGCAUUGAAGGGCAACCAGUGGAUGCAUCAUCUCCUGUACAAAUGACCUAUCCUCCAUCUUGUCAUCGACAUCAUAGGGACUCUACUGAACAUAUUUUUGAGAACCAGUUUUCUUCUGAGAAAAAAUUGCCUGAUGAUAGACAAACAAAGGAAUCCAUUAUGCUAUCUCUAAGCACCAAAGCUUCACAGCGGGAAGUUUGUCAAGAAGAUACGUUGCAAGCAAACAGAGUAAAGUAUUUUGCCAAAAGCAUGGGAUGUCUACAGCUGAAGGUGAACACACAAUAUGAACUGCUCUGUAAAUGGGUUGUAGACACAGACUGCUUCUACUGUCAAAUCCUUGAUGAAGUGGCUAUGGAAGCUUUGACUGACAUGACUGAACAAUUAAAUAAAAUGUGUGAGACUUCUCAUCUGAAUUCAGUAAUUCAACCUGAGAUUGGAGAAGUUGUUUGUUGCAAAUAUUCAGAUGGAAAAUGGUACCGGGCUAAAGUUAUGGCAGUUUCCAAGGCAGAAUUUUCUGUAUUUUAUGUUGAUUUUGGUUGUAGUGGUAGAGUUACCCAAAAUGAGAUAAUGCCUCUCACAGACGAGUUGGCAGAAAUACCGAUAUUAGCAGCUCGAUGUUCUUUGGCAGGUAAAUCAAAAGAAAAGUGGACAAAAGAGAAGCUCCUUCAACUUCGGGAACAACCAAUUAAUGCUGCAGUGGUUGGUGAAACUCUUAAUUCUUACAGUAUUAUCUUGGAGGAGGACUUUGAGGACAAAAAGGCAACAAAUGCUGCAUCACCAUCAAAUGAAAGUGUUUCUGCCAAAGAACUAAUUCUCCAACAGAUUGAAGAAUUAAAGAAGAAGCUAGAAUCAAUGGAUUAACAAACAUUUUCUUCAACAACUCAAGAAAUAGUUUAACUUUUUUUUUCUAAUCUCUUCCUUUCACCUGACUGAAUUGAUUCUAAGAAAAUCACUCAGUCAGUGUUUCCUUUAUCGUCCUGCUGCUAUAUUUGUCAAUUUGUAGCUCACUACAGGCUCAGGUAGUUUUAUUUUGUACAAGCACAUCUAAUGUGUAACUAUGAAAUUUAAACUUGGUGCAAUUAUGUGAUUUAGGAUUCAUGUAAUCUCGGAAUCUUAUUGAACCCUAGCUCACAGGGGCUUCAUAAUGUUGAAAUUUCUGUUCACACAAUGAUAAUUCAGUGCAGUUGUAGCUAAUGGUGGCUGAUUAUUUAGUGCACCCUGAGCUCAAAUCUGGUAUGAAUUUUGUAGACCAUAGGUAAUAUAUAUAUAUAUCUUUAAUAUGGUCAAGAUUUAGUGCAAUCAUACUAAAACUUACAAUUAUAAAUAUGCAUGAGCAUAAAAUGCUCCUUAUUGAAUACACCAUUUAAAAAAAAAUUUACUAAAUAUACCUAAUAAUUUUUCAUUUAAGAUAACUUGGUUUUUGCCAUGAUUUUUUUUUAAGUGGCUUUAUCAAACUUUUUUCCUUUUUUUUUUUAUAAAAAAAAUAGUGGGGGAAGCAAAUGGAGAGCUGACUUGAGAUGCAUUUUCUCGUUUUCUAAGGCAUCACCAGCCUCCACCAGCAUUUUGCUGUUUUAACGUUUGUUGUUCAAAUGUGGGAUCGUUAAUAUUAACGGUGACAAUAUUGUCACUGUUAACAAACAUUUCAUCAAUUCAAAUGUUAUCUGGCAUUAAAACAGACGAAUGGCACAACCAGGUUAACUUGUCUGCCUGGGUGCAUUGCAUUAUGGAAAUAAUGCUAGAGUUUGAAUAACCGAAUGUGUCAUAGGAAAUAGACUCAAACUGUUAUAGAAUUUUCCUUUUGACAAUUGCAUUUGGGUGUAUAAAGCUACUUGAUAUCACAUAGGCCUCAACAAUAAAGACAUAAACCAGCAAUGUAGUGAUAUUAAGACCUGAUCAAGAUAAUUAAAUGGUCACAUCCAGUUUCUCUCAGAUUAUCAAUGUCAUGGAUCUUUUCCACAGCUUUUAGCUGUUUAUUCACUUUGUUAGUUUUUUCUGGAAGUGUAUUAUUACUUUGUUCGGAGUUUGUAUAACUGUUGUAGUGGCUGAGCUGUCAUCAUCUCACGGUAGUUUUUGGAUAAACAUAUUGCAUAUUCCUUUAAAACAUUUGUAGAGAUAAAAAUGCCAAAAACAGGUGAGAAGGGAAAUGCAAAACUAGUGUCUGGCUGGAAUGUUUCUCAAAAUGCGUUAAUCAACUUUUUUUUUCACUUCACUGUACUUGUUAAAUGCAUGACGUUUAACAGUGCUGCUCAUUGGUUAUGGUGAAGUGUACAGUGGUAGUUGAUGGACAAAACUAAAGAGUGUUGAAACAGUUAUGUUCGAUGCUGUUCAUUUAUCAGGCAACAGUAAACACUAAAGAUUUCUUUUAAGUCAGGUAAAGUUUAAGAUUUGAUAUAACCAAUACACAGUUUUAAAAGUUCAGUUAGAACAUUAAGGUCAGAUUGAGGAGUAAUUUAAAAGAUUUGGGGGUAAAAAUUAACUCUGUUCUCAUGAGACAGUCAAGUAGAAGUUGGUUUCCUUUUAAAAGUAGUUUUAUUUUCUUCAGCAAACCUUUUCUGGUGUAAUGAGAGAACUUGACUGAAUUAUUCUUUCUGUCUAAAAAAGCUUUUGAUGCUCUGGGGCCUAAGCAGUUUUGUGGCUGCAAUGUUAACCAAAACAGUUCAAUUUACACAGCAUAAUGUAUUUUGUAACAAUUCUUUUCCAAAGGAUUAUGUCCUGGGCAUCAGUUUCAAAUUUCAUCAUUGCAUCUGGUAAGUUUUCUGAUAAUUUCCAUCUUCUUUUCACUGUCAUUAACACAUUUUUAAUUAGGUCUUAAAGAUCAUCACAAAUAUCAGUGAUGUCACAUAAAAAAAUGUUCAUUUUGUUUCAAUAUUACAUCGAGGUUAGGACUGUAUAUUAAUUAAUGGGGUUAUCUGGUAUGAAUUGUUGAUUAGAUAUGAAUUAUUAUUAUUUAUUUUUUUUAUCUGUUCAGAGAGCAAGUUUCGAAGGUGCUUGCAAACUGGAUGGAAAGAAGCUGAAUAAAGCUAACCCCUAAUAUUAAUUUCCUGUUGAAGUUUUUUUCUAAUUCUUAGUCAAAUUUUCUAUUUCCCAAGACACUAUUUUUCACUCUAUAUGCUGUACACUAAAACUACCCUGGAUUCUGGUUUCUUUUAUCCUAUUUUUGAUAGAAGAUAUUUCUCCAUUUACUUGAGCCAUUUUGAAAGACAUGUUACUGGUUGACAAAAAGAAAAACCUUUUCUAUUUUCUUGACAAAACAAAUUUUUACAUUAGUCUUGAUCUUCAAUUCAAAUGAACCUAACAACUUUGUUCUGAGAUAAAAGUCUCAAGUCUUGUGGUCAGCAAAGUUUGCUAUUCGUUUUAGACCAAGUUAACUUUGGGUCAUUCAUUUCUUGUCUCGGUCAUCAAUAUAGUUUGUAUUGGAGAGAAAAGUAUGAAUGCCACAAAUAUUUCAUUUCUAAAUUUAUUUGGAGGAGAGAAUUGUCCAAAACUUAGUUCUUUUCAUGUAAAUAAUGCUGCCGAGAGGAAUUGGAAUAUGAUGCUAGCAGCAGCCACUACAGAGUUAGUUGUUUGCCCUGUUUCUGGAAAAGUGCAGGUGUCGUAUCCAUUGCUCAUUCAUUAAUGCUUUAUCUAUGACAUUAAAAGUUUAUGCAAAAACAUUAGAUUUUAAUCAUCAUUCUGUUUGGAUAAACUUAUUAAAUAUGUCCAGGUGAGGCUGAAUUCCUUUUCUGCUAUCUGCAGCUGAGGAAACUUGUUCUGAUAGAAGAUGAAAACACAUCAAUCAUUACAAUGUUUCAGUGAGGUUUCUCUCAAAGUAGACUGCAACCGUACAUUUAAACAAUAUCAUAAUGGAUUUUAACUUCAUUGAACUGUAGUGGUUUUUCUAGAGCACCAGCCCAUCACUGCAGGUGGUGUGUGUAUGUAUUGCUGAAAUCACUUUCCUUACCCAUGUCCAUUUGAAAAAAUUGGAUUUUGUGUCACAGAAAAUGUUUAUGAAAUUCUGAGUUACCAGUUUGCUUGUCUGCUGCUUUUUUUUAUUAUUUAUUUUAUUAAUUGGAAUGUAGUUACAUUUUACAAUUAUCUCUAUUUUUUGCAAAAUUGUUUUUUGUCAACAAGAACAAACUGUUCAUGAUUUCUUAUUCUACUUAAUGCAAAUUGUAUUUCCACUAAUAAUAACAACAACAUAACAUCAGUAAUGUUAAAAACAAACCUAUCUUUUAUAAUUUCCUGAUUCCAGACAUUAUGGGGAAAGCAUUUGAGAUUUUCAUCAACUUUAGAGGUUUUUAUUGGUGCAAUGUCAGUUUUUCCUUGUCCACAAAAACCUUUUAUUUUCUGAGGGGUUUCAUUGGUGCACUGUUGGGACCUUCUGAGGAAUUUAUUGUUAAAACACCUAAAAAUCUUCUGGCAGCAGUAAAUUAGUGCAACCACAAGGCUCUCAGUUGAUGCUUUGGUUUGGCCAGUUGAUAAAGAAAAUCUUAGCUUUUCAAAGCUUUUUGAGCUGGUUCCAAAAGAUGCAAAGUGUGUUUAUAAAAUUUUUUUCCUACAUGUUAUCUGGAUUACUCUACAUGCAUUAGAAAAUGUGUGGAGUUCUUUCUUAUAGUGAAACACUCACAGAGAAGUAGCACUGAUUGGUCAAGUUAGCUGACCUUGCUAUGAAUAUUUCCUCUGGCUCCUCUUUGGAGAAGAUUUUUCUUUCAUUUUCACAAAGCUGAAAAAUGGGGAGAAUUCUAAGUUGCUUUCUUUUUAGUUUUGGAAGAUCAUUUAUCUGUGUGUGUUGGGGGGAGAGAAUAUUUUAAACAGGACUUUUUAGAAAGGAAAAUCAUUUAAUUCUUUUAGUCCUAGUUGCUGCACAGUGACGCACAGUCAUUGUAUAUCUUGACACAAAUUUGAAUGUGGGAAAUUGCUUGCAAAAAUUAGAUUUUUGCAAGCUUUAUACCAAGUCCAGUUCAGCUGGAAGGUUCUAUUUAGACCUUCCCUUAAUGUUUGUUGAUUUCAGAACACUUAAAUAAUUCUGUUUUUGUUUCAUUGAGAAUUGGAUGAACUUAGUCCUGGCAUGUUUUAUAAGACUAGUUAAAUGUUGAACUUAUGGAAGUGAUCUGGCACUUUAUUAUGAGAAAUGUUUCUGUUUUGAAAAAUACUGAAAAUAAAUGUUUCAAAAUUGUAAGAUCAUUUAAUAUCAAAGAAAGUUGUAACACCUCCCUGGAGAACCACAAAAAAACCAUGUGCUGACAAAGUCUCUCCCAUUUUACCCUGUAGAGGCCUCGUCUAAUGAAGUCCAUACAUCUUAUAGACUUUUUCAUUUCUUGGGCAAAAAUGAAGGCCACCACACAGGUAUUUUUUGAUUGAAUUGAGGCCAGGAGAACAUAACUUUAAUGUUGAGGCUCUCAAACCAUUGCUUCGCUUUGUAUGCGAUAGAAUCGGAGCAUUGUUGCCCCCAACAAUUCUUUCACCAUGUGGAAGCAAGGUAUCAGGAAAAGACUGAUACUUGGCAGCAUUAAGCUGUGUGUAAAUGCGUUUCCAAGUGGUCUAGAAGCUGGACAAACCAUUUCCCAUCACUUUGUGCAAAUCAUGCCAAUAGGACAAACCAAAUUUUUCUCAUCUGACCAGUCACAGACUUCCAUCUGUGUUCUGAACAAUUCAAUCUUUGCUUUUGGAUUUUUUUUUUUUUUUUUUGGUCUUGAAAAUCCUAGGUUUGGUGAGUUCUUCAGUUCCUUCUACACAGCCCAUCAUGACAAAGUUUUAAGAAAUGUUGGAUCUUCACACCAUUCUGUCACAGAAUUGUCGGCUGCUCUUCUAAUGACUAACUCCUUUCUUGUAGAUCUUUUGACUGCACAAAGAAAAAAAUGUUGCUAACUGCUCUCAUUAAAUGCUUGAGUUGAGUUGCUGUUUCUUGCUGACUCAAGUUGUGGUGGCUGUUUAUCUUGUGACAUGGUUGAAAUAAAAUACAACUUUCUUUGUUUACUACAAAUAACUAUUAAAGUGUUAAAAAAAAACCUUUAUCUAUUUUAGCAAAAUUAACUCAAUUGUGCAGUGUUUUAGGCUGUGGUUCUGUAACAUUUAUUUGCAGUGUUUUCAAAACAAAACGGGAAUUAAUUUCAAGAAAGUUUAUAUUUAUUAAGUAUUAAUUCCAAAUAACUCAUAAAAAGCAGCAUGUUCAAAAUUGAGUUGGUCUUAUAAAUAUGCACCAUGCUGUGUACAUCAAGGUUGUUUUAUUUCUUAUUACUGCCUUACAAAGAUCUUAAUGAAGUUUUUUUUUACUGUUUCUGUCAUUUCACAGAAGCUUGAGACUCUAUGCUGUGAUUUUUUUCACUGAAAUUUUUAGCUUGCCUGUGAGAAUCUUUUGCUCUUCUUUGGACAGCCUUCUGAGUUCUUGUAAUGACCCUAACACAAUCCCAUGAAGGAUCCUCAACUCAGCUGAUUGACUAGCUAAAAAUAACAGCAGAAUUUCCCCAAAAUUCACACUUAACCAUCUUAGAUAAUGUAAUCCAAGAUAGCCUUGACAAAAAACAUGGGGUGAUCACAACUGGACUACAUUUUUAAUUUACUUGUCUAAGUUCAUUCAUAAGGAAAUUUCUCUUGAGGUUUUCUAUCAGGGGAAGCCUUUCCAAUAUUAAGGGGCUGUUGAGAAAAAGCUAACAAUUUUGAUUAUUAACUGACCAAGCAUCUAAUAAGGUCAAAAUAGGAUGGAUAUACUUAGUGAUUUAAUAUUCUUAUUCAUAGGACCCAGUGACUAUUUUUUUUUGUUUUUGUUUUCUUUGAAGUGUGUGUGACUCUUUCUAUUCAGUACAAAUGGAUUAUUUGGUUGGAAUAUUUUCUUUUGCCAAAGUUUUGAAUAUUUGCUGAUGCAGCUACUUGUAACAAAUGUUGGAACUUGAAAAUAAAACCUUUCAAAUUAAA